CAAACAGCAGGACCAAGGGGACUGAUAUCGUGGCUGCCUUUGCGAAUGCAUUGCGCAAGCAGGGGAGAAUAUGCAUCAGGCGCACAGAAACCCCCCGGCACUUCGACAUUCCACCACCACCUCGACAUUCCACCACCACCAGAGAUCCCCAAGACCCACAUGGACAUGUUCGGCGUGGCAGGGCCACAGACUCGCUCAUGUGUGCCCAAUCAGCCACCUUCUCGGUUGCUCUCGCCAGCCCGCCACGAUUUGCUCUCGCCGAGACCGAGAAGGGCUCCCAGCAAACCAGCCCCUCUUUGUCGGCAUCCACCAGCACCGCCUCCAUCUCUCGCCCUUUUCUUCCUCACGAAACCCUCAACUCCAGCACAUCCCCGGGGCCAGCAUGUCCGACGAAUUCACCAACGUCAUCGACGAGGAGAACGUCGACGACUCUCCUCGAAUCCUUCUCAUCGGCGCCGGCAUCUCUGGCUUUGCCCUGGCCCUGUCGAUUCGACAUGCCUCCCGCAUCACCCAGUCACCCGUCGAGGUCCACAUCUAUGAGGCGCAAUCGACCUUGGCUCCGCAGCCCUAUGGCUUGACUCUCUGGCGGUGGGCCAUCGAGCUGCUCCGAGAGCUUGGCUUGCUGACCCGUCUCGAGAAGGUAUCUGCUCCCAUCGUCUCGUUCAUCGCCAACGACGAUGAGACCAGGGAGACCCUCGUCCACUGGAAGGCCACCGACCCCGUCGCCAGCACCCCCGACAGCGGUGUCGGCGAUGUCCGCCUUCCUCCCAUGAUGGGUGUCACCAAGGACAACCUCCUUCGCCUCCUCGUCAUAGCCUACGCCGGAGUCAGCUUUGACGACUAUCCCGCGCAAGCGCCACCGAACUGGUUCGAGACCGAGGGCUGGGCCGCCAAGAUCCCCAACUUGCAUCUCUCGCACACCCUGGACUCGUUCCUGAUCUCUUCAUCGACCGGCGUUGUGACGGCGCGCUUCACGAACGAGAGCCUGCAGAACGGCACCAUGCUUGUUGGCUGCGACGGUGUCAACUCCAAGGUUCGCAGCCUGCUCUGCAACGACCACUUCCCGCCCCAGCCGGCCGGUGCGUGCGUCAUCAGCGGCCUCGUCAACACCACAAACCCCGAAUUGAACCGAGAUGUACCCACCAGACUCGAGGACGGCCGCCUGAUCCCGGACCUGCUGCCGCACGAAGUCCAGCGAUAUGUCGGCUCGGGAGUCUCUCGCACCGUCACCGGCAAGGGCACUGCCUUUGGCGUCACCAACAUCGGCGAGGGUGUCUUGGCCUGGAACCUGGUCGUCAGCCAGGCCCACCCCGGUGCCCAGCUCGAGAACUUUGUCAAGGCUGCGGGUCUGUCUCUUGGAUCGACUGGAACCCUCCAGCCCCUCAGCCACAACGCGAAUGUAAGACGCACUGCCAUCCGAAACGUAUGUUCCCAACCCUUCCCUUCCUUUCCUAUCCUACCCUGUAGCUUCCUCGGGCAUCCUUGGGUGUCGUCUGCACAGCGUAGUCCUGCAUUGCUCUGGUCAUGAAGUGUCCCGUCGGCCAUUUCGGAUUGGGGGAGGGGACUGGAUGCAUCCGGCUCCCUCGCGUAGCAUAGCCGUGACGACGAGACCGUAGCGACAAGUGCACAGUAU
This is a messenger RNA of Polychytrium aggregatum, 1633 nucleotides long. RefSeq lists its product as uncharacterized. Gene Ontology annotation, molecular function: monooxygenase activity. The coding region runs from base 71 to 1528 and encodes 485 amino acids. The transcript has a single exon. Lineage: Eukaryota; Fungi; Chytridiomycota; Chytridiomycetes; Polychytriales. The record is from RefSeq and is a predicted model, not a curated record.